Cynocephalus volans (Philippine flying lemur) is the source of this 3531-nucleotide messenger RNA. It is a transcript of the gene DPY19L1, whose product is annotated as dpy-19 like C-mannosyltransferase 1. Gene Ontology annotation, cellular component: nuclear inner membrane. Gene Ontology annotation, molecular function: mannosyltransferase activity. The record is from RefSeq and is a predicted model, not a curated record. NCBI's taxonomy places the organism in Eukaryota, Metazoa, Chordata, Mammalia, Dermoptera, Cynocephalidae. The transcript has 23 exons. The coding region runs from base 1 to 2247 and encodes 748 amino acids.
AUGGUCCUGCAGGCGCGGAACAAGCACCGGGAGGCGGCUCCCAAGCCGGCCCAUCCGCCCCGCGCCUCGCAGUCGCCGCUGAGGGGGGCGCCGGACCUCGGCGCCGGGGAGCCCGGGCCCGAGCGCGCGUCGCCGUCUCCCGGGCGCAAGGGCGCCGCGGGCAAGAAGGGGCCCCGCGCCGAGCCCGCCGCACCGCCCGCCCGGGCCGGCCUCGGGGGGCGCCUGGCGGCCGGGCUGCGCGGGGCGCUGGGCCUGCGGCGUGCGGGGCGCGGCCGGCCCUGGAGCACGCUCCUGCCAGCUGCCUUUGCAGCAGUGUUGCACUGGAGCCAUAUAACGCACCUCUUUGAAAAUGAUCGUCAUUUUUCUCACCUGUCAACAUUGGAAAGGGAGAUGGCUUUUCGCACUGAAAUGGGGCUUUAUUAUUCCUACUUCAAGACCAUUGUGGAAGCACCCUCAUUUUUGAGUGGAGUAUGGAUGAUUAUGAAUGAUAAACAGACUGAGCACCCCCUUGUUAUUAACACACUAAAGAGAUUCAAUCUUUACCCUGAGGUAAUCUUGGCCAGCUGGUACCGGGUUUAUACCCAAAUAAUGGACUUGAUUGGUAUUCAAACCAAGAUAUGUUGGACGGUUACCAGAGGAGAAGGGCUCAGUCCUAUUGAAAGCUGUGAAGGACUGGGAGACCCUGCUUGCUUUUAUGUUGCUGUAAUUUUUAUUUUAAAUGGACUAAUGAUGGCAUUAUUCUUCAUAUAUGGCACAUAUUUAAGCGGCAGCCGAUUGGGAGGCCUGGUUACAGUGUUGUGCUUCUUUUUCAAUCAUGGGGAGUGCACCCGUGUGAUGUGGACGCCACCGCUCCGUGAAAGCUUCUCAUACCCAUUCCUUGUACUUCAGAUGUUGCUUGUGACUCAUAUUCUCAGGGCAACAAAACUUUAUAGAGGAAGCUUGAUUGCACUCUGCAUUUCCAAUGUAUUUUUCAUGCUUCCGUGGCAGUUUGCUCAGUUUGUCCUUCUUACUCAGAUUGCAUCAUUAUUUGCAGUAUAUGUUGUGGGGUACAUUGAUAUAUGUAAAUUACGGAAGAUCAUUUACAUACACAUGAUUUCUCUUGCACUUUGUUUUGUUUUGAUGUUUGGGAACUCAAUGUUACUAACUUCUUAUUAUGCAUCCUCUUUGGUAAUUAUUUGGGGUAUUCUGGCAAUGAAACCACAUUUCCUGAAAAUAAAUGUAUCUGAACUUAGUUUAUGGGUUAUCCAAGGAUGUUUUUGGUUAUUUGGAACUGUCAUACUCAAAUAUUUGACAUCUAAAAUGUUUGGCAUUGCAGAUGAUGCUCAUAUUGGCAACUUACUAACAUCAAAAUUCUUCAGUUACAAGGAUUUCGAUACUUUAUUGUAUACCUGUGCAGCAGAGUUUGACUUUAUGGAAAAGGAGACUCCACUGAGAUAUACAAAGACAUUGUUGCUUCCGGUUGUUCUUGUAGUGUUUAUUGCAAUUGUGGGAAAGAUUAUUAGUGAUGUCUGGACUGUGUUAGCUAAGCAACAGACACAUGUAAGAAAACACCAGCUUGAUCAUGGAGAGCUGGUUUAUCAUGCUUUGCAACUGUUGGCGUAUACAGCCCUUGGUAUUUUAAUUAUGAGACUAAAACUCUUCUUGACACCACACAUGUGUGUUAUGGCUUCCUUGAUCUGCUCAAGACAGCUAUUUGGAUGGCUCUUUUGCAAAGUACAUCCUGGUGCUGUUGUUUUUGCUGUAUUAGCAGCAAUGUCAAUACAAGGUUCAGCAAAUCUACAAACCCAGUGGGAUAUCGUAGGGGAGUUCAGCAAUUUACCACAAGAAGAACUUAUAGAAUGGAUCAAAUAUAGUACUAAACCAGAUGCAGUGUUUGCUGGUGCCAUGCCCACGAUGGCAAGUGUCAAGCUCUCUGCACUUCGGCCCAUUGUGAAUCAUCCACAUUAUGAAGAUGCAGGCUUGAGAGCCAGAACGAAAAUAGUAUACUCAAUGUAUAGUCGGAAAGCAGCUGAAGAAGUGAAGCAAGAAUUGAUAAAGUUAAAAGUGAAUUACUACAUUCUGGAAGAGUCGUGGUGUAUAAGAAGAUCCAAACCUGGUUGCAGUAUGCCUGAAAUAUGGGAUGUGGAAGAUCCUGCUAAUGCUGGGAAAACUCCCUUAUGUAACCUCUUGGUGAAGGAUUCCAAGCCUCACUUUACCACUGUAUUCCAGAACAGUGUUUACAAAGUCCUUGAAGUUAUAAAAGAAUGAUUGCUACAUGAACUGUCGCCUACGGAGAACUACAUCAGUAACGGUUUUAAUGUUUCGCUAAUAAGUCAUGUGUAGUUUUUAACUCAAAUCUCAAAAACUUUUAUAGGCAGAUUAACCUCAUUGUGGAUUGUCCUUGAGACCUGUGUCCUCAGGGAUGGUUUCCGGUGCCCACUCCUGGGAGCCAGUGAAGAGCUGUUUUCUCUCUGCCUUCUUACCAGAGCCAAAAGGACAAGCCUGGUCUGGGGGAAGCACUAGCUUGCGUGUGUUAGUCAGCUGCAGAGACAGCACGUCCUCGGAGAGGAGCACCGUCCCCAACCCUGCCCCCGAGCCCGGGGCCAGCAUCUCCCAGAGAGUCCCCCUCCCUGGAGUCCGCCCAGGAGAGUGACUGUGUCAGUGUUCUUCAUGUUUGCGGUCACUCUUUCUCGCUUGCUGGUUGACUGUUUUAUUUCUUAGGCUUUUGCCAGCUUCAGAAAACAGGGAAGCAGCUGGGGAUUUGUGUAUUAGGAGUAACAUUUGAGCAGUGAUGCAGCAAUCCAUAUAAAUGGGAAUAGAACACUCGAGGCUGAGGAGGGUGAGAGUGGACUUGGUGGCAGGAGGGCAGGUGUGAUCUGCUUCCUGUGCAAUUGUUUCCAACCCAAGUGCGGCUGAUAUUGUACAUCCAGCAGCUACAUUUUUAAAAAUCAUACUUUUAACGUUAUUCUCUAUUCUUCCCACCCUCCAAUAAUAAGUUCACAUAUAAUGAUUGGAAAUUCUGUACAGGAAGAAAGUAUUAAAAUAUUGUUAGAACUGUUUCAUAUGUUGGGAAACAUUAAAAGUGGUCUAAAUUAGUUUUUUCCAGAAGAAUCCUUUUGUAACAGCAUUUAUUAAUGUACCUCCACCAGCAGGCUCUGAUUAUAUUUUGGGUGAGCCCAGUUAGAACGGAGGCCUUGAGGGUGCACUGGCAGCAGCAGCCUGUGCUGUGGGGUGUGAAUAUCUUUGAUGGCAACGUGGAGCAGAAGUAGGUUCCACAUACAUGACAAAACAGUGUUACAGCUCAGUAUUUUACAUAUUUUUAGUAUUUAAAGAUAUUUUUGAUUUAGUGUGAGGAAAGCAAGGAUGGGCAAAGAGGUGACAGAAAUAGCUAUUGCUGUGACAUUAGAAAAAAUAAAGUUGGGGCAGUAUUUCUAAAAAAAAGAAAAGCCUCUCAAAAUGCUUGGCAGAAAAACGUAGUGUUAAAAUAGGCCAAUGAUGUUAAGGAGAAAAUAAUAAAGUGAUAUUGCAUAGGUGUAUGUAUUUUUAUGAAUU